AGCUCCGCGGCCGCCCCCGCGCCCCGCGGCCCUGAGGCGGCCCGGGCCCGGCGGCAGCAGCCGGGCCAUGCCGAGCAGGCCGCCUCGCCAGUUUGAAAGUACCUCUGCGCUCCCGACCGCGCUCCCUAAAUGGUUGUCGCUUCCCACCUCCCACGGAGGGAUGAGUUAGGCUGGAGCUGGCGCCGACGCGGGUCCCCGCGCUGAGCCCCCGAGUGAUGACUGUGGGUUCUGUGUUCUGUCUGAGGAUAGGAUAACACUAAGGGCAAACAUUCUCCUGAGCUCUCUGGCUCUUCCAGUCUGCAGGUGCUGCCCAUGGAGGGGGAAAUGCUUUGCACACAUCCCUUGGAGAAAGCUGCUCCCUGGGUUGCCUCCUGUACCCUUCACAAGUGUGAGCACGUCACAGCCAGCACAGAGAAGGGCCUCCUCUCGUCUUCAAGGCACUUGCCUCUGCCUCCUGUUCCUUUGUCCAAAAGAAGGAAAAGUCAGACCACAUCAGUCCAUAAAGAACCUGUGCUGGUCUAAGGAGGAGGCUCUGGAGUCUCUUCACCUCUUUUCUUCCCAGGAUCCUGGCUGUGGGCUGGAUUUUCUGGUCUCAACUUGAGGGGAUCAUUUACAGGGAAUCAGGAUCUCAGAAUCUUUUGGUCUUGCUUUUACUUGAACCCUUUCAUCCGGGAAGCUGAAGCUAUCACUGCUAAAAUCCCAUUUUUUUUCCCAAGCAUGUCAGAAAGCUGGCAGCAGCAACAGCAGCAACCACAGCAGCCGCCGCCACCGCAGCAGCACCACGCUGGGGCAGCCGCCCUCCCAGAGCACUCCAUCCCUCCCAGCACUGCUGACAACCCCCUGGGCUGUGCCGUGUACGGCAUCCUGCUCCAGCCGGACCCCGGACUGCAGCACCACCAGCACGCCCCCAUCCAGGCUGGAGAGCCCUCCCACAAGUGCGGGGUGUGUGGCCAUGACCUCGCUCACCUCUCCAACCCCCAUGAGCACCAGUGCUUGCCAAGCCAUGACCGCUCUUUCCAGUGUACCCAGUGCCUGAAGAUCUUCCACCAGGCCACCGACCUCCUUGAACACCAGUGUAUCCAGGUGGAGCAGAAGCCCUUCGUGUGUGGGGUUUGCAAGAUGGGCUUCUCCCUCCUCACCUCGCUGGCGCAGCACCACAAUGUCCACAACGGCAACGCCAUGAAGUGCUCUAUCUGUGAGAAGACCUACAAGCCCCCCGAGGUAGAGCAUUCGCAGCCUCUCGACCCCUCGGAGAAGCCCUACAGCUGCUCCAUCUGUCAGAAAACCUUCAAGCACCUCUCGGAGCUGUCCCGGCACGAGCGCAUCCACACGGGUGAGAAGCCGUACAAGUGCACCCUGUGUGACAAGAGCUUCAGCCAGUCCUCCCACCUGGUGCACCACAAACGGACGCACAGCUCGGAGCGGCCCUACAAGUGCACGGUGUGCGAGAAGACCUUCAAGCACCGCUCCCACCUGGUGCGCCACAUGUACGCGCACUCGGGGGAGCACCUCUUCAAGUGCAACGUCUGCGAGCUGCACUUCAAGGAGUCCUCGGAGCUGCUGCAGCACCCCUGCACGCCCAGCGGGGAGCGGCCCUUCCGCUGCGGGGAGUGCCAGAAGGCCUUCAAGCGUCCCUCGGACCUGCGGCAGCACGAGCGCACGCACAGCGAGGAGCGGCCCUUCAAGUGCGACCUGUGCCAGAUGAGCUUCAAGCAGCAGUACGCGCUCAUGCGCCACCGCCGCACGCACAAGGCCGAGGAGCGCUUCAAGUGCAACCUGUGCGAGAAGGGCUUCGUGCAGCCCUCGCACUUGGUGUACCACCAGCACGUGCACGGCAUAGAAAACCUCUUCAAGUGCAACGUGUGCCAGAAAGGCUUCAACCAGUCCUCGGAGCUGCUGCGGCACAAGUGCGUGCAGAACGCGGAGCGGCCCUUCAAGUGCGCGGUGUGCAACAAGUCCUACAAGCGGGCCUCGGCUCUGCAGAAGCACCAGCUGGCCCACUGCGCCGAGAAGCCGCUCAAGUGCACGCUCUGCGAGAGACGUUUCUUCUCCUCCUCGGAGUUCGUGCAGCACCGCUGCGACCCGGCCCGCGAGAAGCCCCUCAAGUGCCCCGACUGUGAAAAGCGGUUCAAGUACGCGUCGGACCUGCAGCGCCACCGGCGCGUGCACACGGGCGAGAAGCCCUACAAGUGCUCCUCCUGCGAGAAGGCCUUCAAGCAGCGCGAGCACCUCAACAAGCACCACAGCGUGCAUGCCCGGGAGCAGCAGUACAAGUGCAUGUGGUGCGGGGAACGGUUCCUGGACUUGGGCCUGCUGCAGGAGCACAGCGUCCAGCACACGGCCGAGGGUGCCUACCAGGUGGCUGCCUGCUUGCCAUGAGCCUCCUGCCCCACGGUGGCUUUCAGCUUGCAUGGGACAUUCCCGAGCCUUGGCCUUCCCUUCCCUGUCCUUGGUUGUUGGCAGCCUCCAGGGAGUGUGGGGGAAAGGGAGGGUACGGUGUGUGGGCAGGUAAACUCUCCUCUGGCCUCAGAUAUGCCACCUGUAUUGAAGUAGCAACAGACGAUGUGGACAUCUCAAAGGGGUGGAAAGGAGAGGAGGGAGGUGGAGAGAGGAGACUAUGCCUGUAGAUGCCUGGUGUUCCCUGGACUGUAGUUUGUGCUGUACCUGCAGUUCCAGUCCUGGGAGCUCAGCUGUCUGCUGCAGGCACCAGCUCUUUGUGUGCAGCCUUUUUCCCCUGCCCUGCCUGGCAGGAUUGGUGGCAAGGAUUGUGCGACUCUCUUUCGGGAGAGGGUUUAGGAGCAAGGCAGAGCCAGCCCUCCCUUCUCCUAGGGUGUGCUGCUCGGCAUAGAGAUGGAAGGUUUCUGCUGCUGGGGUCUCCCAACUUGGUCCAGGCUCAGUUGAGGGCAUCAUUUCACAUCAUUACUGUUGAUUGACUGCCUCAACCUCCCCUGCUCUCCCUCCUUCUAGAGUGUUGAAAGGGAAAAGCCAUGGGGCUUCACAGCUCCAGAAAGCACUUUGGCAUUGCUGCUUUUGCAGUUGCUGGCUGUCACACUCUGCAAGGGUUCUGAGUGAGCCUGCCUGCCCCCUGUCCCUGCCAGCUGCACAGGGAGCUGUAGGAAGCACUGUGCUGCCACCAGAAAGCAUGGCAAGGAGCACUGGGACAGUCUGCCUGGCAGGAGGUCACAGAUUCUCCCUCUCUGGAAACAUUCAGAACCCACCUGGACAUGUUGCUGUGUAACCUGCUUUAGGUGACCCUAACUUAGCAAGGGGUUGGACUAGUUAAUCCCCAAAGGUCCUUCCAGCCCUAACAGUUCCAAGAUUCUGUUACAGCAUUCAUACCCUGCUCCUGACCAAAAGCCUGGCGUUCAAGAGCUGCUUCCCAAGGGAUUUAUCCCUCCUGCUGAGCCUUGUCUCCAGCCCUUUGUGCACCCCUUGGGCUGACAGUGGUACCUCCAGCAGGGUCAGGCAGUGGGCUGUCACAGCUCCAACACUAAGGGGUGAGAUGAACACUACAAUAACCUACAACUGCAGAGGUGUUGCCAUGGCCAGCAGUAACCCAUGGCCCUGCCAGGGGCUGGGUGUCUGAUUUGCUGGAGGAACCAGAGCGAGCCAGGAGAAUCCUUUCUGGACUGCAGGCUCAGCUCCAUGGGGAGGGCAAAGUUAGCAGUGGGUAAAGGAGAAGUCUAUUUUUUCCCCUCUUGCAGGAGUCCUAUUUUACCCCUUUGCCAUAUCUUUACCUCGUCUGUAUUUUUCAGGUUUUGCACACUUCUUGUAAACAUCACCUAAAAAUAAAUCUCCCCUAGCAAGGUUGAUGCAGCCUCAGGUGUUUUCCUCUGCAGGAAUUUGGUGGCUUCUCGUGUCCAAGAGAUCCAUUGCACGUCAGUUAGAUGCCUUGAAGGUUGAAGAUGUGCCUACUAGGUUGUCCCCCAGCUUUCCAUCUUUGGACAUAUUAAGUAUCCAUCUGUGGAGAUGUUUAGUCCCUGGCUGGAGGUGGUCCUGGACAACCUUGUGCAAGCAAGGACUUGGACCUGGUGGUCUUCAGAGGUCCCUGCCAGCCUCAGCUCGUCUGUGGUGUUGGCUGGUGCUCUUGUGAGGUUGCAGUGAGCAGCAGCCAGUAUGUGCUGCACAAGUGAUUAGGACAAGGUUAAUAACUCUUGUCCAUGGCAAGUGUAGACAGAUUAACCGUGCAGAGGGUUGGACUGGGCCUGCAUCUCUGUUGGGGGACACUUGUCUGAAAGGUGGAGAAAGGCUUUAGUUUUCCAUUUCCAGCAAUGUGAGGGGGAACAGAGUGCAUUUUCAGGGGUUGGGACAGGGAAGUGACAGGGUAGACUCUGGGGCUGAGCCUUUUUCAUGUGCAACUUUAAGGUGAUUAAAACAGACUCUGCUCUCUGCUGCCCAAGGAAGAGGGACCCAUGAUGGUUAUCUUACUUUGUGCUGCCUCAAAGAUGUGGAACUUCCUACCAAGUUUUCCAUCUGUGUUUCUUUUUCCUCUUUUUUUUUGUUUUACCUUUUUUUUUUAAAAAAAGCAGUUUGUUAAAAUUCAUUAAAAAUACUGUAUACUUUAACUUGAUGUCAUACUGAAUCUUAAAAAAAAAAAAAAGAGAUGUGGUAACUUGGAUUUUUAAAGAGCUCUUUAGUUCUAGGUAGCUGGUUUUUGCUGUUUAAUAUGUAGUAAGUUCAGUGUAUGCUUUACUGUAGGAGUAAAAGAGAGUCCAAACAAAGGAAGGCGAAUCCUGUCUUUACAGAAGGGCUUGGUGGUGAUGGAGGCUGCAAAUGUGGGACCAGGUGAGGACUGUGCUACCCACCUGAACCCAUGCUCUGUUCUUGCCUGGGGCCAUGGUUCCUCUGCUCUUGCCCAGCACAGCUGCCCAGGGCUCAGAGCUUGCACAAAAACUCAUCUUUGCUAGGAGGAGGUUGUGAGAUAGUCAGCUGCAGCCUCCAUGGGCUGUUGUGGCUCUGUCGUUUCUUUCUGGGGCAGCUGUUGGCUAGAGGAGAGUUUGAAGAAAUCAUCAGCUGGCUGUGCCCUGCUUUCUUCCCUCACCCAGAGGAGCUGCCUGGGUGACUGCCUGGCACUUGGAGCAGAGGAGGAUGGUGGUGAGCCCCAGACACAGCCCCACACUGUGCAGGAGCUGCUAGAGCCUGUCCCCUUGGUACAGCUGGACAUAGGGACUGUUGGGGGGUGUUUCUCUUCUGCUGAGCAGCUGGGAAGGUCCUGGAUAUCCCAGUGAGGAGCUCUGGCUCUGCCUAGGAUGUGGCAAUGGCCGAGCAGUGCCCUGGGCAGAGAGGCUCAUCAGGGCUGUGGGACCCCAUGCCAGGGAGGGAGGGGAUGCUGUGGGGAGCUGGCAGGGAUGAGCCCAUGUCCAGGUCAUCAGCUGGUGAAUAGGUGCCUCCAGGCUCACAAACAUCAUGGUGCAGGAUUAGAAUAUCAUUAUUAGGACUGGCUGUGAGUCCAUGGUGACUCAGUCUCUUGUCUCAUUUGCUGCCCUGCAACAGCCCAAAUCCAGCUGAAGCCCAUGGAGAACAUGCAGCUGGAGCUUGCGGGUGGAAGACCUGUGUGGGGUGGGCACUGAGUGGCCACAGAGAGCUUUGGGUAUAUUUUUAUAGGAGCAUUUUCUAGUUGGAAGCAGCAGUGUUGCCUACAGGGGUAGGGGAAGCAGGUCCACCUCCAUUGCUGUGCCUUCAGGUGGUGUUUUUCCAGUGAGGUGGGAGGUGGUGGAAGUAGCAGGAGGCACAGGAGUGUCAGGGGCGCCGUGCUGCUGUGUGGGGAGGCACAGGCUGGAUGGGAGCUGAUGUCCCUGGGGCAUCACACUGCAGGGCUCUGCUGACUGCUGGUGUUUCCUUUUCAAACCAAAGAGCAGCUGGGGCCAAAGCCCUUUGGGGAGUAAACCAUGUCUCUACUCUGUACCUGUUGCACUUCACUUCUGGUGUUUAUUUCAAACAAUUUUCAAGCUCCUGCCUCUGCUUGGCCUCUUGCAUUCCUCACUGCCCUGCAGCACCUCAGAGAGUUGCUGUGCUGGAGCUGGUGUGGCAUCAGCCCCGUGGCAAGUGCUCGAGCCAGUUCAGGACUGGCUGGCAGCCCACCCAAGGGUGCUGAGGGGCUGGGUGGUGGGGGGUCCCUCCUAAAGGGUGGUUCUCCUUGGCUGGCAGUCUGAGCAUAGGAUGCUGCGGAGUAGGUGGAGAGGAGGGUUAGGUUGGGCAGAGGUUUUGUGGGUGUUCUCCAGGACAUAAGUCCUGCUGUUCCUCUGGCUUCCUGGGUCCAGAAAAAAGUAGUUUGUAACCUGGGCUUUUACUGAUCUUCACUUCCCUUGACCCUACCUACAGGAUGCCUUUAGCUGUCUCAGCCCCUUCCACAGGUUAUACUUUGUAAAGACAUUCUCAGCUUCUUUUCUCUUUGUUCAGUUCUUUAUUUGUUUUUCAUUCCUUCUUCCAUACUGAUUGUGCAGUUUCUUCCUUUGUUCCCACCUCCCUCUGCUCUCCCCAGCCCCAAAUUCCUUUCCAGGCUGAGGCUGGAUCCAGGUGAUACCAAACCACUGAUGGUGAGAUCAGGUGUUCAGGAUCUGAGUCUUGCUGGAAUCCAGUGGGUGCAUCUGGUCCUUCCCCACAGCAGGCCAUCCAUUUCACUGGGCAGGGGCAAUGCCUGUGACCUGGCUGCUUGGCAUGGGAUCCUGCCCUUGCUCUGACAAGUGAAUCCAAGCCAGGACCAAGAGCCAGAGCAGAGCUGUAGGAAAUGAGGACUGGGGUGGGAGCUGCCAUAUCCAUCUCCAAGGCUGGGGAUUAGUCAGUGAAGGACUGUCAGACAUUCCUGGGGAGAUGUCAUGGCCCUGGGCUGGGCUCAGACAGUGCACUUGGUUCUCCUGGGAUUGCUGUGGAGCAGGCAGCUGAGCUGAGGUAGCUGUGGCAUGGAUGCCCCUGGGACCAGGGGAUGCUCAGGUGGCCAUGCCAGCUCUCUGGUGAGCAGAUGCCAUCUCUGCAGUCUGGGUGGGAAGAUGUUCACGCUCUAGUCUUGGGGCCCAUGUGCUGCACUGGGGGACAAAGGGGAAAGCAUCCUCUGACAGAGUUUUGGGACCAUCUCUGGGCACUCAAGCCUGCCCUUGCAGGGAGAAGAGGAGGGAGGAGAACACUUUCUGCAUUUCCCUUGGGUAUUUAUCAUCAAGUCCAGGCUGCAGCUGAAGCCUGACCAUUAAAAAACAGGCAAAACCCUCUUGUUAUACUUCAGAGUUUGACUCUUUCUCCACUGGGUGGUGAGUUCACCUGUGGGAAGGUUCCUGUGCAUGCAGAUGAAAUGCUGAGAUUCACUAAGGGCAGGCCAGUGAUGUUUGGGGCUGGCAGCUCCCCCAGGCCCAGGUGAGCACCCAGCUUCUCCCCAGCUGCCCGGCUUCCUCCGCAGCAUCUCCUGGCAGCUGCCUCUGGCACUUUCUGGAUGUGAAGAUGCUGCUCUCACAGCGUGCCUGGGAUGCUCAGUGGGGAGAGCAGGACCACAGGUGGGAGCUGGACUGUGGGCUUGUUUCUGAGUGCCUCCAAGCCGUGGACCUGAGGGACUUCAUGGUCAGUGAGAUUCUUGGGUGCCUCCCAACCUGUGGUCAUGACUCCAGUAGAGUUCCUGGGGCUGUUGGAAGUCACAGCCAAGGUUGCUGAGGUUUGUGUGGCUUGCAGUGCCUUUAACACUGCUCUCCAUGUGUUUCUAAGAUGAUACUCCAUGUAUGUGUGUAUAUAUAUUGUAAUAACACAUCCCGCUCUUCUGUGUGAGUGUCAAAUGGUUUUGCUUUACUAAUAAAUUUAUAGUUAUUUAUA
Taeniopygia guttata (zebra finch) is the source of this 7791-nucleotide messenger RNA. The record is from RefSeq and is a predicted model, not a curated record. Lineage: Eukaryota; Metazoa; Chordata; Aves; Passeriformes; Estrildidae.